Molecule: messenger RNA, 3261 nt
Organism: Saccostrea echinata
Lineage: Eukaryota; Metazoa; Mollusca; Bivalvia; Ostreida; Ostreidae
Exons: 1
Coding region: 1-3261 (1086 amino acids)
Source: RefSeq, a predicted model, not a curated record
AUGCAAGCUCGAAGAAAUGACUUUUCUUACAGACAAAAUGAAAUGCUGAACAAUAAACAAAGGAAACAAGAUAAAAGAAUAGAUGAAGAAUACUGUAACAAAGAAAGUGAAAGAAAUAGGCAAAGACAGUUUGGAAUACACAUACAGGAUUGCAUCAUCAAUUUUCAUGAAAAGAUAAAACAUGGUCCAGUUUUUGUACGCUCAUGUUGUCAUCAAACAUGGUUCAAAGAAAGUGUUUUAAAAGUGCAAAACACAAAUUUGGAUGACUUAAGUAAAAUCAAAUAUCUUACUGGUAUUAUUUCUGUUGGAAAUGCAGAGUGGAUUUGCAAUACUUGCUAUUCAUCAAUUAGAGAAGGAAAAGUACCCAAGCUGUCUGUUCUAAAUGGUAUGAUAUGGCCACCUAAGCCAAGAGAAUUGAAUUUGUUUCCAUUAGAAGAAAGACUAAUAUCACUUAGAAUUCCUUUCAUGCAAAUUAGAGAGUUACCAAGGGGUGGACAAUAUUCUGUGAAAGGAAAUGUUGUGAAUGUUCCUGUGGAUAUUCAACCUACGGUAAAUAGCUUGCCUAGAAAGAUGGAUGAAAAUAUCACAGUUCCUGUUAAGUUAAAGAAAAGGCUUUGUUACCAAAAAUGUGAUUAUCAUGAAAAUGUACGACCAGCAAAAGUACUGAUGGCAUUACAUUGGCUUUUGAACAACAGUGACUUCUAUAAGAAUGCAAACAUUAAUGUUGAUGAAAAUUGGUUUCAAGAAAUCACAUCUUCAGCAAAUGAAAUCAUUCAAGAAUUAGUUCAAACACAGACAAGAAGAGAUCAAAAUAUUGAUAAUAUUGAGACAGAUUAUGAUGAUGAUGAAUUCUGUGAAGUAGAUGGAGUUGGUAGGGAUGGUAAUUGUGAUACUCUGUUAGAUGACGCUUCUCGAGAUAUGAAUCAGAUAUACACCUUUGCUCCAGGAGGACAACGGCCCAUUAGUUUAUAUCAAGAUCCCACUGCAGAAUAUUUAUCAUUUCCAACAAUAUUUUGUGGAAAGGGAAGAUUACAAGAUGAUGAAAGACAAGUUCAUGUUUCGUAUGCAGAUAUAGCUAAAUGGGAAUUGAGAAGUGUUGAUAGACGUGCUGCCCAGUCUGUUCCAAAUUUGUUUUUCAAGUUGAAAAAAAUACAAAUGAAGCAAGUUACAGACAAGUGCAACCUGGCUCUUAGGAAAUGCAAAACCAAAGGAAAAUCCAUGACAGCAAAUGAAAUGAAAAAUCUUGAAAAUGUGAGUAAUCUUAUUAGACACAAUGAAGGUUUCUUUGUCUUUAGACAGUUACGAAAUUCACCUGCAUAUCUUGAGACUAGAAAAAAAGAUGUAUUUGCUAUGAUCAGACAGCUAGGUUUACCAACAUGGUUUAUAUCACUGUCUGCAGCUGAUACAAGAUGGAAUGAUCUCAUCAGAGCACUUGGAGUGUUAAAUGAUGGAAAAGAAUACACUGAUGAAGAAAUUGAUAACAUGUCAUGGUUUGAAAAAUCAAAAUUGGUACAAAAGGAUCCUAUCACAUGCACUAGGUACUUUGAUCAUAGGUUCCGUAUGUUUAUGAACUUGGUGUUGAGGAGUGACCACCAUCCAAUUGGCUUUGUAAAAGACUUCUUUUAUAGAAUUGAAUUUCAGCAAAGAGGGUCACCACAUGUUCAUAUGAUAGUUUGGAUAGAAAAUGCACCAAAAUAUCAUGAAAAUAAUGAAAAGGAGAUAGUAAAUUAUGUAGAUAAAUACCUCAAAUGUGAAAAGAAUGAAGAGGAUGAUUUGACAGGCUUACAAGUACACAAACACUCACAAACAUGCAAAAAGAGAGGUAAGGCUGUAUGCAGAUUUGGCUUUCCCCUUCCUCCUCUUGAAGAGACUUUGAUUUUGGAGCCACUAGAGUGUAAUGUUGACAAAUACAGGGAAAUGUAUGAAGAAAUUCAAAAACAGCUAAAUGAUAUGAAAAAUGGAUGUGAUUUGUCCUACAAGGAACUCCUGAGCACAGUACUAAAGAUAUCUGAGGAAGAUUACAUUAAAUGCAUUAGAAGUUCACUGAGAGGUCCAAAGGUUUUUCUAAAGAGAAGGCCAUGUGAUAUGAGAGUGAACUCCUACAACAGUGUUGUUCUUGAUGCUUGGAAAGAAAACAUUGAUAUUCAGUAUAUUUUGGACCCAUAUGCAUGUGCAAUGUAUAUUGUUUCAUAUAUAAGUAAAUCUCAAAGAGGGAUGAGCGAUUUACUUAACAGAGCUGCAAAGGAGGCUAGAGAAGGAAAUCUUGACAUAAAAAGACAGAUACGUCAUAUUGGAAAUCAUUUUCUCAACAGUGUAGAAGUUGGAGCACAAGAAGCAGCAUAUUUAGUAUUACAAAUGCCAAUGACGAAGGCAUCAAGAGAUGUUGUUUUUAUCAACACAAGUCCAUCAGAUGAUCGAGUAAUUCUCAUCAAAACAGAUGCUGAAUUGGAAAAGUUGACACCAAAUUCAACAGAUGUGGAAUGCAGCAAUGUUAUUAAACGGUAUGCAAAACGCCCAAAACAACUUGAGAACUGGUGUUUAGCUGAUUAUGUAUCACAACUAGAUGUUGUUUUCCCUAAAGAUAAUGAACAAGAGUUCACUGAAAAUGAAGUGAAUGAUGAUGAUGAUCAGGACAACAAAUCACAUGAUGAAGAUGAAUCAGAUCUUGAUUUCGGUGAAACUGAUACACUUGUUACUCUGAGAAAUGGCAUAAAGAUAAGACGACGAAAAGUACCCAGGGUAAUUAGAUAUGUGCGGUUUAGUAUCAAAACUGAUCCAGAAAAUUACUAUAGAGAAAAACUGAUGUUGUUUAUGCCUUGGAGAAAUGAAUCCAUCGAUCUUAUUUCAGGAACGAACACAUUUGAGAUGUCAUUUCAUCUGAAGAAGUCAUUUCUUACACACAAGGUCAAGGAAUAUGAAUUCAAUGCUGAACAGCUUGAUGCAGGUUUGCAAAUGGCAAUUGAGGAUUUUUCAGAAGCUUUUGAUGAAUUGGCACCAAAUGCUCAACAAAGAGAAGCAGAAGAUGAGAAUGAGGGAUCUCUUGAAUCUGAAAACUUUAUUCAGUUUAAUCCUGAGAGGCCUAUUGAACAGAGACAGUAUGAUAUAGGAGCUGAUAUUGGCAUUCCAUCUACAAGACAAAUAACAGAAGAAAGUUCUGUAAGAUUACCAGACAGUGAAUACUUGAAACUUUUAGAAAGUCUAAAUGUAAAGCAGCGGGAAUUUUUCAAUCAUGUCUUGCAGUGGGUCAAAACAAAGACAUAA